Cucurbita pepo subsp. pepo (vegetable marrow) is the source of this 1521-nucleotide messenger RNA. RefSeq names its product protein PMR5. Gene Ontology annotation, molecular function: O-acetyltransferase activity. Gene Ontology annotation, cellular component: Golgi apparatus. NCBI's taxonomy places the organism in Eukaryota, Viridiplantae, Streptophyta, Magnoliopsida, Cucurbitales, Cucurbitaceae. The record is from RefSeq and is a predicted model, not a curated record.
CAAACCCCACGCAAGCAAUCCCCAAUUCCACAGCGUAACAACAAGCUUGCCCAUUGAAAUCCCAAAGCCUUUUUGGCCCCCAUCGCCCUCUGCGCCAUUACCCAACUGGCUCCCAUUAACCCUUUGUCUCUGUCUUCAAUGGCCUAAUACAAUCCCACCCAUUUCCCCAUUUGCGAUUUCCCUCUUCCUUUUACAAGAUUUGCCAACAAAACCCUUCUCUGCUCGUUUCUCAAGCAUCUCUAAUGGGGUUUUGGCCUUGUUUAGCAUCAUUAUGCCUCUUUUUGCUUCAUUCCCAGUUAGCUUCUUCAGCUUUGAUACUCAGUUUGAAGCACCACUACCGCAACAAUGACCACCACAAUCGGCGGCCGGUGCUCCAAGCCAACCAGACUAGCUGUGCUCUGUUCUCCGGCACUUGGGUCCGAGAUGACUCGUACCCACUUUACCAAUUUUCAAACUGUCCCUUCAUUGAUGCCGAGUUCAACUGCCAAGCUUACGGCCGACCCGAUUCAAACUACCUCAAGUACCGAUGGCAGCCGCUCGAUUGCGAGCUCCCAAGGUUCGAUGGGGCUGAGUUUUUGACGAGAAUGAGAGGAAGAACUGUGAUGUUUGUUGGUGAUUCAUUGGGGAGAAACCAAUGGGAGUCAUUGAUUUGCUUGAUAUUAGCAUCUGCUCCACAAACGCCCACUCAAAUGGUUAGAGGAGAACCACUUUCAACCUUCACAUUCCUGGAAUAUGGGUUAAAUUUGAACUAUUACAAAGCGACUUAUCUGGUGGACAUAGAAAUAGAAAAUGGGAAGAGAAUCCUGAAGCUAGAGGAGAUAUCAAUGAAUGGCAAUGCUUGGAAAGGAGCUGAUGUGAUAUCCUUCAACACUGGCCAUUGGUGGAGCCACACAGGCUCUCUGCAAGGGUGGGAUUAUAUGGAAUCUGGAGGAUCAUAUUACCAAGACAUGGAUCGGUUGGCUGCAAUGGAGAAGGGUCUAAGAACAUGGGCUGAUUGGGUUGAUAAGAACAUUGAUGUUACUACAACAAGGGUCUUCUUCCAAGCUAUCUCUCCCACUCAUUACAAUCCAUCCGAAUGGAACACCGGGACAACGUCGACAAUGACAACAACAAAGAAUUGCUAUGGCGAAACGACACCGAUGGGGGGGAUGACGUACCCGGGUGGGUACCCAAUUCAAAUGAGGGUUGUGGAUGAAGUGCUAAAUGACAUGAGGAAUCCAGUGUACUUGUUGGACAUAACAAUGCUAUCUGAGCUAAGAAAAGAUGGGCACCCUUCCAUUUACAGUGGUGAUUUGAGCCCUGAGCAAAGGGCUAACCCUGGUAGAUCAGCUGAUUGUAGCCAUUGGUGCCUUCCUGGGUUACCUGAUACUUGGAACCAAUUAUUUUACACUGCUUUGUUCUUUUAGAUCAUCAAUCUUAUUAUUCUUCAAUCAUACUCAAAUUUAUUCUCUUCCCUCUCCUUUGAUGUAAUUCGUGGAGCAAUAUAGAUUAUUCGUAAUGUAGGGGCACCAUUGCAAAAUA